AUGGUUUUCUCAAAGGCCCAAUGUCUCGUCCUUCUUCUCCUCUGGAACUUCACUGAUGCUGGACGGAUUCUGAUGAAGAUGAAGCAGCGUGUGCGGGAUGUUCAGCUGCAGAGAGCGAAGCAGCAUCUCCUGACGGCCGCUCUCCAACACGUGAAGGAGGGCCGGAUCCACCAGCAGCUCGACCACUUCAACCGGCAGGACGCUAAAACCUUCCCUCAGAGGUUCUUUGUGAACGAGGCGUUCUGGCAGCGCCCCGAUGGUCCCGUGUUCCUCUUCAUCGGAGGAGAAGGACCCGUCUAUGAGUUUGAUGUUCUGGCAGGACACCACGUUGACAUGGCUGCAGAGCACGGAGCGCUGCUAUUGGCUGUGGAGCAUCGUUUUUAUGGCGUGAGCAUCAACCCUGAUGGCCUCAAAACAGAGAACCUGGCUCACCUGAGCAGCCAGCAGGCGCUCACUGACUUGGUUGUUCUCCACCAGUACAUCGUCCAGAGCUUCAGUCUGAGCCGCAGGAACAUCUGGAUCAGCUUCGGCGGCUCGUACUCUGGAGCGCUGUCCGCCUGGUUCAGAGGAAAGUUUCCUCACCUGGUGUUCGGAGCCGUGGCGUCUUCUGCUCCUGUCAAGGCCGAGCUGGACUUCUCUGCCUACAGUGAUGUAAACUCAAACCAUGGUCCCAAUAUGAGCAUAUUCUCAGGGCUGUAG
This is a messenger RNA of Gymnodraco acuticeps, 699 nucleotides long. RefSeq names its product thymus-specific serine protease. Gene Ontology annotation, molecular function: dipeptidyl-peptidase activity; serine-type exopeptidase activity. The coding region runs from base 1 to 699 and encodes 232 amino acids. The record is from RefSeq and is a predicted model, not a curated record. The transcript is spliced from 6 exons. Gene Ontology annotation, biological process: proteolysis. Gene Ontology annotation, cellular component: endosome; lysosome. NCBI's taxonomy places the organism in Eukaryota, Metazoa, Chordata, Actinopteri, Perciformes, Bathydraconidae.